AUGAGUAAGGGAUCAAAGAUAUUGUCAGAUAUCUCGAUUGAUGAUCCAAAGCUGAAUUUACAGUCCAGGGGCUCCUCGAAUUUUAAACAGAUCUCGAGUGCUAACAUCAACACAAAAACAACCAAGAAAGCUAACCUUAUGAAUCCACCAUAUGACCAACCGAAAGCUUUUAGAAUAAGCCCGGCAAAAUCACACCUGGAUUCAAUGUCUCCAAUAAAGUCACCACUCAAUAUACUGCCUUUAGCUGAUUUGAUUGACACUUCGGCAUCCAAUUGUGAUGAAUCUAUCUCAAGUUUCUUUGAACACAAUGACAGUGCAGAGGAAGCCGGCUUCAGUCAGGAUCAUGGAAGAUGCGAGCACUAUCAAACAACACAAGAAAUCGAAGACUUAACUAUUAUGAAUAGAGACCUUAUUCUAGAAAUUGAAGCAUUACAGGAUCAACUGGAGAGUAAAAAUCAUUUACUAGAUCUAAAAGUGCUCAAAAUAAAUGAACUAAUGCAUUGUAAUAAUCGACUGAUAAGUGAAAUCAAAGUUGAGCGUGAAAUUAACGAAAAGGAUUUUAAUUCAUGGCUUGAUGUCAAAACAAAUUUAGAAUUACAAAUAUUCAAUUUAAAACAAUCACAACUAAAUGAAACUCUAGGAACCCCCACUAUGACUAAUGACAGUGUUAUCGAAGAAACAUUUGUUCAAAUCCAUGAACUACAAGCAGAAAUAAGCAAACUCAAGAAGAAAGUUAGUGUCUUAACCAAAGAAAAUGAGCUGGAAGUUCAAUCCAAACUGAUGAUCAUGGAUGAGUUAGAGAUGAUGCGAGAACGAUAUUUGGAAAUUAACAACAAACACGAAAUCUUAAAGUUAGACUAUGAUGAUUUGGUGAGGGACUUAAUCAUUCUAAGAGACGAACACUCUGGUACAAGUGACUACAACGAUGACCGUCGCAAUAAAAUAGAUGGAUUGAACUUAACAGAUGAAGAAGAUCCUGCAACUCCAACUAUAGACUCCAUUUCCUGCAAUGAAACACCAUAUUCCGAUAUAAUAGAUACACACGCUAAAGAUAACAGCAUCAAUAUAAAUAAUCAGAUACCACUAAGGAUUAAGAAGACACGCAUAAGUUCCCGGACGUCAACUAGCUCUUCUGCAAAUUCUAGAAUAGCAAGUUUGCGAAAUAAUAGUUUGAACAAAGCUAUCAGAAACGUAGAAUUAAAAUCUCAAAAGGAGAAGUACGAAAAGGAAAUGAUGAAAUAUGAAUUUGAGAUUAGAUCAUUGAAGCUGCAAUAUGAGAAACUGCUUUCGUUUAUUGGAUUUUCUUCACAACUUAAUGCUAAUUCAACUAAGGAUAUGAACUCUGUGCACAAAAAGAUAUCAGAUUCAAAUUUUUCAACCCUAUUCAAUAAUCUAAUAACUAGUAAUUCAAGUAAUAAUUCCAGUAAAACGAUUGACAAUCUAGACUAUUCGGAUGCUGUGAACAUUGAGAAAGCCAGGAAAAACCUGAAGACUGUGAUGAAAUCUGCAUCUGCUAUGCCCAUAAGACCGGGCACUGCUGGCAGUUUCAAGUUUGGCACUUUUGGUAAUUUUACGAAGGACCUAAAUGAACCUAUUGAUAUUUAUCAAGACUUUGAGGAAGAUACCAGGGAUGGUGAGUACCAAGAUGACUUGGAUAAUAUGGAUAAUGCAUCGUUCAAUCAGUCAGUCUGCUAUUCCACAGACUACGAACAGGGUGAAACAAAAAGACUCGAUUUUGGGUGCACGUCCUCGUUUGAAGAAAGUGGAGACGGGGAUGACGAAUUGGACGAUUAUGAAUCUGAUAUGAUUCAGAUGUCGGAUUUACUGCAGCCCCAAUUUACGGUAAAAACUGCUCCAAAGAGAAGUUUACCGAGAAAUCGGAAAUAUUUUUCGUCCAAUAACUCUUUAAAUGUAUCAUACAAAAUGGAUUUCAUGAUAUCUAGGUGUGCCAAUCGAAGUGUUAUAGAUGAGAGUAAGAACACUGGGGAUAAUGAGGCUAUUGCUAGUGAAACGAGUAAAUUUACCCCAAGGAGACAUUUGAAGAAAUUCACUCCAUCAGUAAUGAACUUGAAAUCAAACAAUGUGAUAGCUGAAAGAAAGACCGACAGUGACACAAAUCAAGAUUAUUUAGAGAUUGACAACAAUGGCAACUUGAAUUUAGGAGAGGAUGGAUUUUUAUAUGAUGAUCUACAUUUAAUCAAUGGUAAUGAGAGAAUGUUAAACCAAAAUAAAAGAACGAAAAUGCAGCUUUCUAUGUCACAGAUAAGUGAAGUUGAUGAAAGUGAAUUUAAUGAAGAUAACGAUGGUUAUACAAGCACCGAUGAGGACGAGAAUGAUGACGACGAUGAUGAUGACGAUACCUUCGACAUCUCUGCGCAAGAGCUCAAGAAAUUUGAGAUUGGGUUUAUCAGAAAUGGAUUACAUUGUCCAAAGCAUUCAUCAUUUCAUUGCUUUUGUCAUACCAACAAAUUGAUUGAUCCAUUAUACUACAAGAUAUUUUCGAGUCCUAUAUACUCGUUACGCCGCAUCAUUGAGAAAUACUACAAUGUGGAAGAACAUCGAAAUAAAAAGGGCAGGUUUAAGAGUGGACAUUCACUGAAAAUGCGAGCCAAGUUAUUGUCCAACAGUAUUCUGGAUUUGAACGACACCAAAUUGACGGGACAUAAGGGGAAUCCAAUGAGAUACCACCAUCACCACCUCCAACGGGGGCUUUACCAUCAGCGAGGCGAGACUAGGGGGCAGCGGGAAGCUGUAUCGGCGACUGCCGUCUCCAACAAUCGUCACGUUGAGGAAGGUGCCGAUUCUCCGAAGGCCAACUACAGUGCUCUCGCAGAGAAAAUGACGGGAUCGGGAUCCAGCAGCAGUGCAAAAGAGCUGGGAGACGAACCGUACGAGAAUGAGGAGGAUAUCUUGGUAGUGGACUGA
Messenger RNA from Pichia kudriavzevii, 2925 nucleotides. RefSeq lists its product as uncharacterized. The record is from RefSeq and is a predicted model, not a curated record. The transcript has a single exon. NCBI's taxonomy places the organism in Eukaryota, Fungi, Ascomycota, Pichiomycetes, Pichiales, Pichiaceae. Bases 1 to 2925 code for a protein of 974 amino acids.